Penicillium alfredii is the source of this 522-nucleotide messenger RNA. RefSeq names its product MFS transporter. The coding region runs from base 1 to 522 and encodes 173 amino acids. NCBI's taxonomy places the organism in Eukaryota, Fungi, Ascomycota, Eurotiomycetes, Eurotiales, Aspergillaceae. Gene Ontology annotation, biological process: transmembrane transport. The transcript has 2 exons. The record is from RefSeq and is a predicted model, not a curated record. Gene Ontology annotation, molecular function: transmembrane transporter activity.
AUGGAACCCGAGGACCUUGAAACUGCAAGCGAAAGGGAUUACAAUGCCAUGAACUCAGAUGAGAAUUCUAAAAAGGGAGCUCUUGAGGCUGUCCUAGAUUGGGAUGGCCCUACAGACCCUAAUAACCCACGGAACUUCAAAACGCCCAAGAAGGUCUUCAUUACAGCUUGUUUUGCAUCGCUAGUAUGUAUCUCCACCUUCAACUCAUCAGUGAUGAGUCCGCCAAGCGAGGACCUCAUGCAGGACUUCGGUAUAUCCAAAGAAGUUUCUGUUCUGGCAACAUCUCUAUUCGUUCUUGGCGUCGCUGUAGGACCGAUUAUUUUCGGCCCCGCCUCCGAGGUUUUAGGCCGGAAGUAUCCACUCAGUUUAGGUGUUUUCCUCUUCGCGAUCUUCAGCAUUCCCGUCGCUGUUUGCGAAGAAUGUCACUACCAUUUUUGUCUGCCGGUUCUUCUGCGGGACUUUCGGGGCUGCCCCACUAGCAAUUAUUUGUUCGAAAUUGGACACCCUACUCCGUGGCUGUAA